Brassica rapa (field mustard) is the source of this 1433-nucleotide messenger RNA. RefSeq names its product indole glucosinolate O-methyltransferase 1. The record is from RefSeq and is a predicted model, not a curated record. Lineage: Eukaryota; Viridiplantae; Streptophyta; Magnoliopsida; Brassicales; Brassicaceae. Gene Ontology annotation, molecular function: protein dimerization activity; O-methyltransferase activity.
UCUUCUCAUCUCUACCUUAUCUAUUUUGUUCAGUUACCAGCCAAAUAGCAACAAUGAUAAACCAUCUUCAAGGUCUUUUAAACAGUCACUUGAAUCCCGGUCUAACCAAACAAGAAGAACAAGCUGACCAAGAAAUGAUGAGCUUACAAGCAUUGAAGAUCACAACCACAUUGGCUUUCCCCAUGGUUUUCAAAGCUGCUUUAGAGCUAGGCGUCUUUGACACAAUUGCUGCCAACGGCAAAGAUGCGUGGCUCUCGUCUUCAGAAAUAGCUUUUGGUCUACCAACCAAGCCCACCAACCCGGAGGCGCCAAUGUUGCUAGACCGGAUGUUACGGUUACUCGUCAGCCACUCGGUCUUGAAGUGUCGUAUAGUUGAAACCGGAGAAAACAAUCUAACUGGAAAGAUCCAAAUGGUAUAUGCAGCCGAGCCGGUUUGCACGCUUUUCUUAAAACAUGGUCAUGAGUCGGGUUCACUCAUGUCCCUAUUCAUGGUGCACCAUAGCCAAGUCUUUUUCGAAACUUGGACACAUUUGAAAGAUCUGAUACAAGAAGGAAAAGAUACAUUCAUUUCUGCUCAUGGCAUGAGGAUCUUUGAAUACAUCGGUUUGAAUGAACAAUUCGCUUGUAUGUUUAACCAUGCAAUGUCAGAAUCUUCUACCAUGAUCAUGAAGAAGAUUUUAGAAGUUUACAGAGGAUUCGAAGAUAUUAAAACUUUGGUGGAUAUUGGAGGAGGACUUGGCACCACACUAAAUCUGGUUACUUCCAAGUAUCCUCAUAUUAAGGGUAUCAAUUUCGACUUAGACAUGGUUUUAGCUCAAGCUCCUCUUUAUCAAGGUGUGGAGCAUGUAGCAGGAGAUAUGUUUAUAGAAGUUUCAAAAGGAGAUGCUAUCUUUAUGAAAUGGAUACUACAUGACUGGGCAGAUGAAGAUUGUGUAAAGAUUCUAAAAAACUGUUGGAGAAGUCUUCCUGAAAAGGGAAAAGUCAUAAUAGUAGACAUUGUUACACCAAUAGAACCAAAACAUGACGACAUUUUCUCCAACAUUGUUUUCAGCAUGGACAUGUUGAUGUUAACACACUGUUCAGGUGGUAAAGAGAGGUCUUUCUCUCAGUUUGAAGCUUUAGCCACUGCUUCAGGUUUUCUUAACUGUGAAAUCAUUUGUAUUGCAUUUUCACAUUGUGUUAUUGAAUUCCACAAAUAGAUGCAAAGUUUACAAAGCUAAGGCAAAUGGAUCCUAUCUGCGGAAAUUAUAAAAACUAAAAACAAGUCUUUCAUGGUUUUACUUGUUUGAAUAAAUAUUUUAUGUGUUGGUUGAUUGUAUUUGUUUCAAGAUUGUUGUAUUGGUUGUGUGUUUUUCAGUCAAGAGUGUGUUCAUCGUUUUGUGUCAGCAGUAUGUAAUAAUUCUCAUCAAUGUAAAAUAUGUGGUUUGCAUUAA